UCUGAGACAUUUAUAAUGACAGCCCGUGGUAUAGAAGCUAUUAAACUGAAUACGCAGACGAAGGUCAGCAAAUUGAGUCCAGAUGUUAAAGUGAAAACACAAUGCAACACAAUAGAUAAGGAAACAAAAACUACUAUGACUCCAAUAGAGAGAUACAGGUUCGAGUGGCAAGAAUUAUUAAAGAUUUUAGAUGAACAGCCAGGACGUAUACGGGAAUAUGGCUUUGAAGGCCAUUUGAAAACAUCGAAAUUUCGUAGCAUUUACUGGAGCGUAAUGCUGAGAGUGUUAAACGAGGAUUAUCGCAAUUGGAAAUUGCAAAGAGCUCAACAACGCCAACGCUACAAGCGUUUGAAAAAGGAUUUCGUAAAAAAUCCUCAUGAGUUGGGCGAUCUGAAUACGAAUGACAAUCCUCUUUCGCAAUCUUCACAGAGUAUUUGGAAUCAGUAUUUCAAUAAUCAAGAAUUGUUUGCUACCAUCGGACAAGACGUAGUACGCACGUUUCCAGGAGUCGAUUUCUUUCGUAAAUCGCCAAUACAAAAUGCUAUGUGCAACAUACUUUUCUAUUAUGCACGUGAGCAUCCGUAUAUGUCUUAUCGUCAGGGAAUGCAUGAAAUUUUAGCACCCGUCAUAUUUGUCAUGUACGGUGACCAUCAGUCAUUAUUGCAUUUCAAAGAAAUCACUGACGCAGAAGUAAUCGAUACAAUUUUAGCUAAUGUUUUGGAUCCGGACUUUUUAGAGGCGGAUUGUUAUUUCAUUUUUUCGCGUGUAAUGGCCUCUAUCGAAUCGUACUAUCGUGUUAAUAACGUUCUGUCUUCCGAAUGGAACUUAAAAACAAACGGCCUUAUGACGAAUAAUAAUGCGGAGUCCGCUGACGAGUCCACCGAAUCAGGUGUCAUUGCUCAUUUAAAUUCAAUUCGAGAUAAAAUUCUUGCGAAGGAAGACUUACACUUACAUAAUUAUCUUCUUAAAUUGGACAUACCUUUGCAUAUAUUCGGGAUACGUUGGUUGCGCCUCUUAUUUGGGCGAGAAUUUACUUUGCUUGAUUUAUUGGCUUUGUGGGAUGCCAUAUUUGCGGAUAGUGAUCGUUUCGAUCUGCCUAAUUACAUAGUAGUCGCUAUGUUGAUAAGGAUACGCGAUAAAUUACUUUUAAGCGAUUAUACCACGUGUCUUACAUAUCUAAUGCGUUAUCCUUCCAAUGUUGAUGUCGGUCUAAUACUACGCCAUGCUUUACAUAUGCAAAUGCCUAAAAAAUAUGACAGACCGGCAAAUGCGUUUGUCUAUUUUACAAUGCCGUCAAGACGUCAGGGAAUGCAUAGCGCUGCUAUGACUAAAAUCUCUGGCCCUUCUCAGCAUAAAAAAGGUGACCGGGACCAAAAUGCUCAUUCAAAGUCUGUGAGCAAAGACACGUUAUUAGAUUUGGAGAAAGAAGUAACUCUACUGCAAGUCCGAAAUGCGGCUGAUGCUGCCGUACUAGCUCGGCUUAAGCCGGCAGCAAACGAAGAAAGUCAUGUUAUUAUGGACGGUUACGCGAAGAAUAAUCCCGAUUUAGAACGUUUAGAACUGAAAAACGCGCAAACAGUUAUAACUGUGGCUCGUAAUAAACUACAAACCUAUCUGCAUACCAUACGUCGCUUUAUAAACAAACCGAAUUCCACUGAGGUAAUGAAUGCUCUGGAUGGCAUUGAAGAAUUGUGUCAAUAUUUGGAUGUGAAAUUUAUGUUUCCUUUGCACUCAUGUUCAGCUCCCAUUGACCAAGCCUUAGAAGCGAAUGAACAACAACAAAGAGAAGAAAAACGAAAGACUAAUAAGCCUCCUUUGGUAUAUGCACGUUGUGACCACUCCACUGAAACAGCUAACCAAAUUGUUGGGGCAUCAGCACUGGCCAUUUAUGAAAAACCAGAUAACGGUUUCAUGCUGCAAUCGUCAAGGAUAUUGGGUCAUCUUAAAGAAAUAGAACUAUUAACGAUCGCUAGCAGUGAAAAGACGAGAGAUCCUGUUAAUGAGAUUAACAAUGGUCUACCGGCCAUGGACCCCUUAAACUUAAAAGACUGACUCAUUUGCACCUUUAUGUGUAAGACUAAGAAUUCCUCAGCACCUUUUCGCAAAGUUCGCCACCAAUUAGGUUGUAGUAAGCUAUAAGUCUACUAUAGCUCACAACCGUAUAUUAAGGCAGAGAAUAAGUCGGUAUUCUCCACAAGCCUAUUAACGCGAUCGCUAUAUGAUUUUUUGAAACAUAAAUAUAAAUCUACGAAUAAAUAUCUUUAGUUAAGCAACGUUACUCUUCCUACAAGCGCGAAAUUGAUGACGUGCUCUAAAUGUUCAACGUAAGUCAAUAUAAAAUUGAUCUUUUCUUUUGCAAAGUUACGCAUUUGAUUGUUAAUAAAAAUAUAUAUUGAUUUAUCAGCUUUAUCGUUUAGUAAAACGGAAUUUAAGAAUUUAAUCUCUCAUUGUUAAUUACUUCAAUUUUCUUCUUCUUCGGUGAAAGGGUGGAUGCUUCUCUUUUGUUCCAUUGUCCCACUAUCAACAUAGCUCUCAUUAUUGGCGAAUGCUUAUAAAUCGUGUUUUUUUUGUUUUUUGGGCAACCUCUCGUAGUAUCUAGUAUCGAGUAUUGUACAUUGAACUCGAUGGCAUUAUUCAGAAGUGUCUGAAGGGCAGUACCUGGUACUUGCACAACGAAAUGUAGCUUCCCACCAGAGUACU
Messenger RNA from Glossina fuscipes, 2700 nucleotides. RefSeq names its product TBC1 domain family member 5 (gene TBC1D5). NCBI's taxonomy places the organism in Eukaryota, Metazoa, Arthropoda, Insecta, Diptera, Glossinidae. The transcript has 12 exons. The record is from RefSeq and is a predicted model, not a curated record. Bases 16 to 2052 code for a protein of 678 amino acids. Gene Ontology annotation, biological process: activation of GTPase activity. Gene Ontology annotation, molecular function: GTPase activator activity.